AUGACAAAGACUUGCACCAAGGCCAUUACAACGUGGACAACAGUUAACAAGCCUACGUCAACAGUCCUUGUCACGCAGUAUAAGCUUACAACAUCCGUCCAGUACGACACCAAAACUGUCGACACGCUACAGACCACGACGGCCAGAGAUACUGCCGUCUCAACCGACAUCUCUGUAACAUCGGUGGUCACAACAAUAACACAGUCAGCUACGUCCACAGCCACGGAGACAAUCACUGCAACUGCAACCUCAACCUCUAUUCAAAACAUCCAGGCUGACCCUUGCGCUAAUCCUGUUCUCUACCAGGCCAUCCGACCCUUCUACCCUGCCGCUACGGUCGGCGUCUUGUCCGACUCCUACUCCCCUCAAGACUGCUGCCAAAGAUGCUUCGGUACCAAUGCUGGCUGCCUCUACUGGCGCUACUCAAAUCAGGCUUGCUAUUUAUACGUCAUUCCAAAUGCUGUUGCUGCUUCGUCGUGCAUCACAAGCUCAUGUCGGAAAGGAAGGCCAGCGCUCGUUCCAGCGCCCGGAGAUGGAUCGACGUAUGGAAUUGGAAUAUGUGCACAAUCAGAUAUCGAUGGAUGA
Molecule: messenger RNA, 585 nt
Organism: Dothidotthia symphoricarpi CBS 119687
Lineage: Eukaryota; Fungi; Ascomycota; Dothideomycetes; Pleosporales; Dothidotthiaceae
Exons: 2
Coding region: 1-585 (194 amino acids)
Source: RefSeq, a predicted model, not a curated record